Sipha flava (yellow sugarcane aphid) is the source of this 789-nucleotide messenger RNA. Its product is annotated as general transcription factor II-I repeat domain-containing protein 2-like. The record is from RefSeq and is a predicted model, not a curated record. Bases 1 to 789 code for a protein of 262 amino acids. Gene Ontology annotation, molecular function: protein dimerization activity. Lineage: Eukaryota; Metazoa; Arthropoda; Insecta; Hemiptera; Aphididae. The transcript has 2 exons.
AUGGAAGAAAAAGGAAAAUAUUUUCCUGAACUUAAUGAACCCCAGUGGUGGUUAGAUUUGGCUUUUUUUACAGAUGUGGUUCAGUAUUUACUAACUCUAAAUAAAUCUUUACAAGGAAAGGAAACACUUAUUUCUGAUUUGGCCCAGAUUGUAUUUAGCUUUCAAAACAAGUUAAAACUUUUUACAAAAGACCUUCAGACAAAAACAUUUGCUUACUUAAAAUGUUUGAAGAAAAUUAGUGAAAGCUUUCCCAAUAUUCUGGUGGAAACUGAAAAAUAUAUGAAUAAGAUAUCAGGCCUUGCUGAAGAAAUCAAUCGCAGAUUUUAUGAUUUAAGAUCACUUAAUACUGGAGUGUCAUCACUUAAACCUUCAUUUUCAUUCCUGGAAAAUCCUUUUGCUGUUGAUGUUGUGAGCGAUGGCUGUCCUAUUUCAUCACCAAUAACAAAGGAUACAGCAGCUGUAGAGUUGGUGUUACUAGAACUGCAAGAAGACGAAGGACUAAAAGGACUUAAACUAAGUGGCGUUUCAACCAUAGAAUUUUGGAAAAAUGUCCCAGAAGAAAAAUACCCACAAACAAAAAUGUGUGCUAUGAAACUUAUUUCAAUUUUUGGCACUACUUAUGUGUGUGAAUCAUUGUACUCAAUUUUAAAAUUCAUUAAAUCUAAAUAUCGAUCUGAACUAACUGAUGAACAUUUAAGUGAACUUGUGCGAACUGCGCUUUCAAAUUAUCAGCCAGAUUUCACAAAGCUCACAGAAAAAAAUGAACACUCGAAAAAGCACUUCUCAUAA